AGAAUAUCAUGUUUGAAUUUUUACGCAAGAUUUGUCGUGACUUCUUGGUCCACAUAUUUUGAAUUUUGGCUGCAAUGAAGAUGAAAUUUGUUACAUAGCAAGAACUUUGAUCCGAAGAAAAUUUGUUCUGUUUCUUACUUUGUGUUGAUACAAAUUCUACAUCACAUUGCAGUUUUAUUGAGUUUAUACACGAAUAUUACAUUUCAUCUUCAUAGUCAUAACGACUUCUUUGAAACUUAAACAAACCUUGAUUAAGAAUAGCGUAAUUUGAGUAAAGUAACCUGAAAUUACCAAAAAUGAACAAGAAGGAAGAGGAGGAACCACGAUCAUCGGAUACAACGAAGGACAUACGAAAAGCGAAACAAGAACGAGGAAACGCAAAAAGGAAGUUUACUAGGAAAAUGUUGGGCUUCCGCGACAUGAUUGAAAAGGAUGGUCCACUAAUGGCGAUCCAAGAAAAAUUUGAAGACAUAAAGGACUCGUACCGCCAACUCGAAAAGUGUAACGACUUUGUCAACGCUGCAAUUAAUGAAACUGGGCCACAUCAUUUGAUUGAUAAAUUAUUGGAAGAAAGUGACGAAUAUAUGACUGAUAUUGAAGCAAACAUGGAUGAAGUCAGAAUGCAAUUUGCAACUAAAAAUCAAAAGGAACAUGCUAAAAUUUCAGAAAUAAGAGUCAAACCUCUAAAUGCGCCGCAGUUCUCUGGCAAUAUCCGGCAAUAUUCCAGUUUCAAGCAAGAUUUUGAUAGGCUAAUGAAAAAACAGUUUGGAAAAGACGCGUAUGCCUUACGACAAUGUUUAACGGACGACGCAUUGGAGACGAUCAGAGGAGUAGAAGACGAUUUUGACGAAAUGUUUCGGCGACUCGACGCGAAGUACGGGGAGCCACGAAAAUUAGUUGAUUCAAUCAUACACGAAAUUAAAGUGUUAAGACCUAUCGCUGAAGGAGACCACGUUAAAUUUAUUCACAUGGUGGAUAUAGUAGAGAAGAACUGGUUGGAGCUGAACAGAAUGGGAAUGGGAAAUGAGAUGGACACAACAACAAUGGUAACGAUGAUAGAAAGGCUACUUCCGAUGACGCAGAAACGGGAAUGGGUCACAUUACUGGACCGGCGAGAACAUUUAGAUGCACCAGGCGGUUCGAUAUUUCUAAAACUUUUAUCAUAUUUACUUCAAGAAAAAAGGGUAAUAGAAUAUAUGGAAAAUGACGUACGAAAUCCAACCGCUUCUAAAUCGAAAUUCACUAGCAAAACAGUGCAUAACGUUGAAGUCGAUACUGCGAAGCGGAACAGCGAAACGAACGACGAUUCCAAGGAACCAAACGAAAUGAAAACGAACGAUUCUCAGAACAACAUGAUUCAACUAUGUAAUCAAGUUCAAAACAUGACCGAACGCAUUGAACAUUUAUUUAACGAUCGAACGAAACGAAACAACGAACCCAAUCAAAAGAAACAACUCUCCAGUACCGACAACAAGAUUUGUUGGAUACACAAGACAGACGCACAUCCAAUUUAUAAGUGUAACGCAUUUUUAAAAUCAAGUCAUGAAGAGAAACUUUGCAGUCUAAAACAAAAUGGAGUGUGUUUUAAUUGUUUGAAGCAAGGACAUAUAGCCAUGGCAUGUCCUUUUGUCAAUCAAUGUGACAAACUAAAUCAUCUGCGACAAAAAUGCGGCAAGCGCCAUCAUCCCUAUCUGCAUCUUGACAGAGCUCCAGCCAAUGAUUCCACAAAUCACAAUGCGAUUCACAUGGCUAGAAGGAAAACACAAGAGCCAUUACUUGCAGUUAGCCAUGUCAUAUGCAACGAGAGAAAAAUUGCGGUGUUAUGGGAUUCCGGAGCGAAUGUGUCACUUAUCGAUCGGAAAACUGCAGCUACAUUAAAUCUCAAUGGUAUAGAGGUUGAAUUAUCGAUCACGAAAAUUGGCAAUCAAUCUCAGGCAUUGACCACUAAACGAUACGUCGUUCCUCUAUAUGACGAAGACGGAAAAUGUUGGAAAAUCCAUGCAUAUGGAAUAGAAGAGAUUACAGCAGAAUUACAGGAAAUCGACAUGACCAAUAUUGCAAACAUGUUUCAUAUUCGACCAGAUGACAUCCAAAGACCACACG
This is a messenger RNA of Amphibalanus amphitrite, 2103 nucleotides long. RefSeq lists its product as uncharacterized. The transcript has 2 exons. Lineage: Eukaryota; Metazoa; Arthropoda; Thecostraca; Balanomorpha; Balanidae. The annotation marks the transcript as partial. The record is from RefSeq and is a predicted model, not a curated record. Gene Ontology annotation, molecular function: zinc ion binding; nucleic acid binding.